Peromyscus californicus insignis is the source of this 4474-nucleotide messenger RNA. RefSeq names its product ubiquitin specific peptidase 46 (gene Usp46). Gene Ontology annotation, cellular component: cytosol; nucleus. The transcript has 9 exons. Gene Ontology annotation, biological process: protein deubiquitination. Lineage: Eukaryota; Metazoa; Chordata; Mammalia; Rodentia; Cricetidae. Bases 117 to 1205 code for a protein of 362 amino acids. Gene Ontology annotation, molecular function: cysteine-type endopeptidase activity; cysteine-type deubiquitinase activity. The record is from RefSeq and is a predicted model, not a curated record.
UGCAAGCCGGCCCCAGGCCGCCUCGCCGCCGCCCGGCCUCGCUGCGCGCCACCAUGGACAGUCCCGUUUUCCCCUGGUAAAGAUGGCGGUGCGCGAUCGCUGCAACCUUUAGACUAAUGACUGUCCGAAACAUCGCCUCCAUCUGUAAUAUGGGCACCAAUGCCUCUGCUCUGGAAAAAGACAUUGGUCCAGAGCAGUUUCCGAUCAAUGAACACUACUUCGGAUUGGUCAAUUUUGGAAACACGUGCUACUGCAACUCCGUGCUCCAGGCGUUGUACUUCUGCCGGCCGUUCCGGGAGAAUGUGUUGGCAUACAAGGCCCAGCAAAAAAAGAAGGAAAACCUGUUGACGUGCCUGGCAGACCUUUUCCACAGUAUUGCCACGCAGAAGAAGAAGGUUGGCGUCAUCCCACCAAAGAAGUUCAUCUCGAGGCUGAGGAAAGAGAACGAUCUCUUUGACAACUACAUGCAGCAGGAUGCUCACGAAUUUUUAAAUUAUUUGCUAAACACUAUUGCGGACAUCCUGCAGGAAGAGAAGAAACAGGAAAAACAAAACGGGAAAUUAAAAAAUGGCAACAUGAAUGAACCUGCAGAGAAUAAUAAACCAGAACUCACCUGGGUCCACGAGAUCUUUCAGGGAACACUCACCAAUGAAACCCGAUGCUUGAACUGUGAAACUGUGAGUAGCAAAGAUGAAGAUUUUCUUGACCUCUCUGUUGAUGUGGAGCAGAACACCUCCAUCACUCACUGUUUGAGAGACUUCAGCAACACAGAAACACUAUGUAGUGAACAAAAAUAUUAUUGUGAAACAUGCUGCAGCAAACAGGAGGCUCAGAAGAGGAUGAGGGUAAAAAAGCUGCCCAUGAUUCUGGCCCUGCACCUAAAGAGGUUCAAGUACAUGGAGCAAGCUGCACAGGUACACACCAAACUGUCUUACCGGGUGGUCUUCCCUCUGGAGCUCCGGCCUCUUGGUUAUAAAGAAGGACUUGUUUACCUGGUGACUUUUGCUCCUUCAUUCUUUUCCAGUGGUCCUAACCGUGGACAUUACAUCACCAUUGUGAAAAGUCAUGGCUUCUGGCUGUUGUUCGAUGACGACAUUGUAGAGAAAAUAGAUGCUCAAGCUAUUGAAGAAUUCUAUGGCCUGACAUCAGAUAUAUCAAAAAAUUCAGAAUCUGGAUAUAUUUUAUUCUAUCAAUCAAGAGAAUAACUUAGCGGAGCGUGGGACUAAUUCAAGCGGGGGAAAUACUCAAAGCACUACAGCCUUGUUUCUCUGCAGACCUUUCUCCCCCCCCCCCCCCCACCACUGACGUUAUCACUGAUGCCCACUGGUCCGGCAGUGUUCAACUUCCUUCCUUUGUGUUUUUAUAAGCAGCACUACUCCUGGGUUUGCCCUAGUCUGAGGUGGAGUUAACGGCAGUCAGAUUCUAGUCAGAUUUAGACGAAUAACUGUUGCUAAUUUGAAGAUUGAGGUGAAUGUUAUGCGGCUUGUCCUGUCUGGCUAAGUCAGGGUGACAUUUCCUGUAAAUGUCACAGCCCAUUCUGAGUGUUUGUUAAGCUUCCUGAAUGGUUUCCGGGGUCUCUUUUCCAUGCAUUCCUUUGAUGUGUCCCUGGAAGCGUUGCUCCCCAUUGUUAGCGUUCCUGCCUCUUCUGAUGGCAGGAGAUAGAUCUUCUCCCGGUAAGGCUGCAGCCAUAGCUUUAAGUUUGUGCAAGUGAAAAUGUUUAAAAGUGAGUGGCGAUGCUGAAGUCAUCCUCCGCCUUGGAACAGGGUGAAGCCAGGCUGGUGAUGGCCAGUGUUUGCGUCCAACUGUGCUUACCUAGCUGGUGGAAUCCCAGGGGCUAAGACUGUGGAGCUCAGGGCAGGCGAAGCCAGGAGGAAGAUGUUUUUGUGGAUAGUGAAAAGUUCCUUAUCUUUCUGCCAAAAGCCGAGUUUCAGGAAAACAAUGCGAUGCUGUUCCUUUUCAGUGACAGUUUUCUUCUGUUGGGUCCUGUAGCUGUCUUCUCCUCCUAUCUGGCACUGCUAAGCUUUUCAAGCUGGCUUUCCAAUCCUGCUGAUGUUUUGCAGUCAAUGGCAUCAGGGCUGAGAUACCAGUUGGCUGCCUCUGGCACAUCUCUCUCUCUCUGGCCAGUGAAUACCAACACCCUUCCUAGACUAGGAAGGUGAAUCAACAACUCUGUUUGCCUUGAUGACCAUCAGCAGAUUGUACAGCUUCAUUUAAAAAAAAAAUUCAGUCUGUUUACGGGGGCACUGGUGAGUUCCAGGGCUAAAACAAACCUCUCCCUGAAGGGAAUGCUGGAGUUAGUGGAGUGUGAGAUGGGUCACAGGAAGUGUUAAGGGGUGGGUGAAAGGAUGAACAAGACGGCAGCUGUUUCUCUGGCUCCGAUUUCUAGAAUGCUUGACAAGACAGUGUCCUGGGAGAACUCAUCUCACUAUUUCCCCUUUCGUUAUGUGUGUAUUUAUUAGAGAAUUUGAAUAUUGGUACCUUUUCUUAAAAGGGUUGAUUUGGUGUUUUACUGUUGAGUUAAUCUUAGUUUUCCUACAAAUACUAUGAGUCAUAGAUCUUAGGUUCCUUGGGGACGUCAGUUGACUUCCAUACACUAGAAUAUACUGUGAAUGUGUUACGUUGUGACCUAAUACAUCAGCGAAUGAACAUGCAAACUCUUGGCAUAAUGUGAACCACAACUGUAAUUGAAAAGCAUCAGUGGCCAUCUUGCAACAUGAAUGAAGAGGAUAGCACUUUAUCUAGGUGAAAACUGGACUUUUUACUUUUUGAAAUAUCUUGAACUGUUUAUGGCUCAGAACUUAAGCAUGCCAACACUUCAUUUGUUCAUGCUUGAAGGAGGAUGUCUCACUCUUCACGGGAGAAGACGGAACAGGGUUAUUUCAUGUUAUUUGUCUUAUGCAAAUGGCGAAAAUGGACCUUGUUUUGGUUAGAGGCAAAUGCAUAUUUAUAAAUAUUGUGUCUUUUUUUCCCCCUCCAUGAAGCAUAUUUAUUAAUCACUUACCUUGGAGGUGAACCUUUGUUCUUUAAAGAGAGGCACUUUCUAAAUGAAAGUGAUUGAUGGACGGAAAUGUGUGUACCACAUAUAGCCCAUAUAUUUGACUGUGGGUUACAAAGGUUAAGAAAAUGAAUGGUUACUGGUUUCUAAUCUACUUAGAACUGAUCAUAGAACAAAAAUUAUUAAAAUUAUCUUUGAAACAACUCUUGAAGCUAAUUUAUUAGACAAAAAAAUAUUUCAAUUGGAAGCCCAAAGUGCUAUUAUAAAGUUCAGCACACUUUUCUUUUUUUCUUUGGUGAGCGUGUAAAGUUUCCCCCAGUAGUGUAGCCAAAGUCAUUGCUUUUAACAGAGAAAGCGAGUUCAAAUUCAGUAUUCAUGAAGAAGUUUUUGCAACGGAAAGAGAUAAGCAUGGAGACUACUGUACUGAACUUCAGCUGGUUGUGGUGCAGGGAAAAAGAUCGCAGAAGACCAAAUACGAAUCUCUAUCCACACGCCAUCAGUUUUUAAACCAUAGGACCAUCUGGUAACUACUCACCUCUUUUCCAGUCAAGGAAACAACCUGAGGCAGCUCUGUUCCACCCCCAUCGUUUUUCUUGUCCUAGAGAAAUCAUGUUCUCACUUGCCGUCCCUGGUUCUAGCAUGAACAACAGUGAUGGUAGGACACGUGAGACCACUCCAUGGUCACCUCCAAGGUCACGGCAGCGAUAGCACAAAGACCCAGCAACAGCCCCCCAGAUGGGGCUUUGCGUGUUUUCUCCAGCAGGAGUGAGGAAGCCUGCUGCAUUCUCGAAUUGCUGGGUAUUUAAAAAGAAAUUACAGUGUCUUUGAAGAGACUUUAAAACUUUUUUAAAAAAAUGAAAUGUUUGUUUUAUUGGUUACUUGCUAGUUUAACAUCUAGAUUAUGGUACAGUAUGCUAAAAUCUUUUGUUUCAAGGCAAAAUUUAGUGAAAUGGUGACAUGUAUAGUGCCGUUCCAUUGAUGUGUUUUUCCAUUCCAAGCCAUCAUCAGGUAGACUGGCUGGAAGAAAGCCAGAGAUACUACAAUCAGGGUGUCGGUCUGAAUAGGAAGCCAUUCCCAUGUGGUUUAAUUAAUGUCCUGGUUAUAUUUUGGACUUAACAUAAAAUGGAACAUGACAGAAAUGGUCCCUGUGCGUUUGUUUUCAUGGGUACCCUUAAUCUCAUGGGCAUGUCUAACUCGAAAGUGUGUUCUAACUGGCGCUUAAGGCUUAUUUUAGAUACUGGAGUGUAGCUUUAUUAUGGAUGGAUUUUAUCUUUUAAACAUUUCAUUUUGAUCAAUUUUGUAUAUUCAUGUGUAUUAAAAUGUCGUGCACUAAAUGCUCUCUCCUGGUUUGCUGUUACCUGGUCAAGGGACUGGCCAGCACCAUUGUGAUUAGCCCAUGCAAAUGGCAUGGGCCAGAGAAAAUUAUUGCCUAUUUUUCUGCCUAAUUAAAUUUCUGUUUUCUAGUAUUACAUUAACUUA